This is a messenger RNA of Acaromyces ingoldii, 2382 nucleotides long. Its product is annotated as OPT peptide transporter Mtd1. Gene Ontology annotation, molecular function: oligopeptide transmembrane transporter activity. Gene Ontology annotation, biological process: transmembrane transport. NCBI's taxonomy places the organism in Eukaryota, Fungi, Basidiomycota, Exobasidiomycetes, Exobasidiales, Cryptobasidiaceae. The transcript is spliced from 5 exons. The record is from RefSeq and is a predicted model, not a curated record. The coding region runs from base 1 to 2382 and encodes 793 amino acids.
AUGGCAGACGAGGUGGGCGAAAUCCUCUCUCACGAUCCGUCCGUGGACGAAGCCGAAACUCCGAUGAACGAGAAAGAGAACCGCAACGACAAGGACGGUGCUGACAAGGUCCACGAAUCGGUUGAGCGUUACGUCGUCCCUACAAUUGGCGCGGGCGGCGCAGGCUCAGAGGAGCAGCGCGAGGUUGAGCUCGUCAACGGCGAGCCGGUCAUCAGGAACGGCAACGACGUUUCGCGCUUCAUUGUCUCAACUCGUGACGACGGUGAUGAUGCGCUCACGUUUAGAUCGAUCGUCCUUGGUACUAUAUUCACCGCCUUCUCCAGCACCAUCACCAUCAUCUACAUCUUCAAGCCGGUGCAGACGCCCGUUCAAGUCUCCUUUGUUUUCUUGCUUCUGCUCGUCUACAUUGCGGGUAUUGCUUGGUAUCGUCUCACUCCCAAGCCCGAGAGCGUCAAGUGGCCCUGGCUCCAGAGAACUUUCCGAUUUCUGAACUUCGGCCAACCUUUCCUCCUCAAGGAGCACGUUGUCGCUUCGCUCAUCGCCUCUUCCGGUAACAACGGCCUUGUUGGCGUCGAAAAUUUUGCAGUCCAGAGGCUGUACUAUUCGACGGGAACUUCAAUUCCCUACUCGACCUCGACAGUGGUCUUGUCGACCUUUUCCAUUUGCCUUUGCGGCUUCGUCUUGGCAGGCCUACUGCGCACCUGGAUCGUAUAUCCUGCCGAGAUGGUCUACUGGUCCACACUUCCUCAAGUCGUCUUGCUUCAGAACUUGCACAAGGGUGACGCAAAACCCGGCGGCGGCACCGGAGAAGAAGAUGCUGAGGUGCAAGAGAACAAGAAACGAAUGCGCAAGUUCGGGUGGUGGUUUGGUGGCAGCUUCAUCUGGGAGCUUUUCCCUUCGUACAUCAUGCCGUGGCUGAACGGCCUCUCGGUGUUUUGCCUUGCCUCCAUCGGUGCGCCUACUCCGACGCGAGAGGUCUUCACGACGAUAUUUGGUGGCGGCUCGUCCAACGAGGGCGUAGGACUCUUCAAUCUCACCCUCGACUGGCAGUACAUUCAAUCGAUCUACCUUUCUCUCCCUCUAAAGCUGCAGGCCAACUCAUGGAUAGGCUACGGUAUAUGGUACGUCGUAAUGCUCGCCCUGUACUAUGGGGAUGCCUUUGGUGCCAAAGGACUUCCUUUCAUGUCGACCUCGCUAUUCCAAGCCAACGGUAAAAAGUACUCGGUUACCUCGAUUUUUGGAAGUGGGAGCACGAUCAUCGACGAGUCGAAGCUGGCAGAAGCGGGUCUUCCUCACCUUACCGCGACAACCGUUUGGGGAUACUUCACCGCAACAUUAGCCAUUGGAGCCCUUAUCUCGCAUGUCAUCAUCUUCUACAGCAAGGACAUGAUCCGGGUCCUCCGGCAAGCUCGAGAGGGCAGCAUCAAUGAUCCACACUACCAGGGCAUGCGCAAGUACAAGGAAGUGCCGCUUUGGUGGUACGGCGUCCUCUUUCUUCUCGCAUUCGUGGCCGGCAUUAUCGUCAAUGCCAAGGGCGAAACGACGUUGCCGAUUUGGGCCUACAUCGUAUCAUUGAUCCUUGGAGCGUUCCUCGCACCUUUCUCCUGCAUUCUCUAUGGUCUUUUUGGAACCGGCAUCGACACGAAAUCGUUGCCAAAGAUGAUUGCGGGUGCCAUGAUACCUGGACGACCUCUGGCCAACCUCUACUUUGUUGCAUGGUCCCACCAGGUAAUUCUCCUCUCUGUCAAUCUGGCCAAUUGGCAAAAGCUCGGACAAUACACCAAGGUGCCGCACCGUAUCAUGUUCGCCACGCAGAUCUACGCCUCGCUUCUAGGCGCCGCUUUCAAUUACCUGGUCAUGACAACGAUCGUCUCGUCGCAGCGGGAGCAGCUGCUUGAUCCUUCUGGCGGCGAAGUCUGGAGCGGCCAGCAGAUGGCCAGUCUCAAUACCUCUGCCGUCACCUGGGCGCUCGCAAAGGAGGUCUAUGGGCUGAAAGGGCGCUAUACGAUAGUGCCCUUCGGUAUCCUCAUCGGCCUUGGACUUCCUAUUGUUCACUGGCUUUGUAUCAAGGCUUUCCCUCGCCUGCGCAGCAUUCCUAUCACAACGCCCCUCAUUGCCAGCUACGCCGGUCAGGUGUACUCUGGCAACACAAGCCUGGUGACGUCGCAGAUCGUUGUCGGUUUCAUCUCGCAAGUCUGGCUGAGGAGACGAUUGCCUCGUUGGUAUAACAAGUACAACUACCUUGUCGGAGCAGCCCUCGACGGCGGAGCUCAGACCCUCAUCUUCAUUCUAUCCUUUGCCGUGUUUGGGGCUAGCGGAAAAGCAAAGCCGUUCCCGACGUGGUUUGGCAACCCGUCAGGCAACGUGGAUCAUUGCCUUUAA